CAAAGAGCUAUACGCUUUUUGCUCUUCGCUUAAACAAUGGACUUCAGCGCGGUAACAGUUGACGCUUCUUCAUAAGCCGCCUCCAAGCUGUAGAAGCUUUAGCAUAAUGGCUAAGGACUCGCUGCUAUCCUUCUUUAUUACUUAGUUACACGAACAUGGGCUGGCUGUUGCAUCUUCACUUUUGAAUCGACCAUUCGCGUUAAGCUUUUACCUGACCAAGCACGUGGCGCACCCUAACCUAGGCUUCUUAUGACAGACCAGGAUGGCGGGGACCCGUUGGAGCUGCAUUGCCCAAUUUGCUAUAGCGACGAUAACGACUUGGGAUACGCGACGCUUGUUUGUGGGCACGUCUUUCACACCAGGUGCCUAACAACUGCUCUGAAGAGCAAAAAGGAAUGCCCCACAUGCCGGUGCCCAGCAAAGCCCGUGGAUUCCGUCCGCCGUGACGCCCCCAACCCCACCCACACCCGCUGCCCGUGCAAGACCGGUCAGCCCAUCAAACUCUACCACCUACAGAAACCCAAAAGUGACAGCGAAGGUGCUGCUGCCGCCUUCAGCGCCUCCGCUGCUGGCGGCGGCACUGCGGGCGCGGCAGCAGUGGCGCUGCUGGCUGCUGCCCAGGAGGCGGCUCAGCGGGCUCAGCAGCGGGAGGGGCGCAUGCGGGAGGCGCUGCAGGAGGAGCGGCGGAGGGUGGCGGAGCUGGAGGCGGAGGUGGCGAGGCAGGCGGAGGAGGUGGUGCGGGCGGAGGAAGCUGCUGAGAGGCGGAAGGAGCGGCUGGCCGUGAAGGAGAGG
Molecule: messenger RNA, 792 nt
Organism: Astrephomene gubernaculifera
Lineage: Eukaryota; Viridiplantae; Chlorophyta; Chlorophyceae; Chlamydomonadales; Astrephomenaceae
Source: the annotation of a GenBank genome assembly